Sphaeramia orbicularis (orbiculate cardinalfish) is the source of this 3904-nucleotide messenger RNA. It is a transcript of the gene pdk3a, whose product is annotated as pyruvate dehydrogenase kinase, isozyme 3a. The coding region runs from base 285 to 1505 and encodes 406 amino acids. Gene Ontology annotation, molecular function: pyruvate dehydrogenase (acetyl-transferring) kinase activity. Gene Ontology annotation, cellular component: mitochondrion. The record is from RefSeq and is a predicted model, not a curated record. The transcript has 11 exons. Gene Ontology annotation, biological process: regulation of glucose metabolic process; protein phosphorylation. Lineage: Eukaryota; Metazoa; Chordata; Actinopteri; Kurtiformes; Apogonidae.
ACUUAGCUAGCUUUGUCGAGCAGCUAAAUUGAACGUCAAACACAGUGGAUCCAGGAAGCUCACUGCAGAGCGUAUUGUGGCAUUAUAUCCUAUCAUGUAACCUUAUGGACAUUUAUUUGUCACGUCAUUUCGUGCUCACUGGAGGUUCCCGGCCUGGGACAAAUGUAGACACCGGGGUGACAACAGGACCACCGGUGGGACAGUGAGCGUUACCGGAUAAAAUGGUCAUUUUUUAUUUGACUUUCAUUCUAACGGUCACAUCCAGGUAUAAUUAAACUUUCAAAAUGAGGAUCUUCCUGUCGCUCCUGAAAAACACGAACCCGAAAAUCGAGUAUUAUUCCAGAUUUUCACCGUCUCCGCUCUCCAUUAAGCAGUUUUUGGAUUUUGGGAGGGACAAUGCGUGUGAGAAAACAUCAUACAUGUUCCUGCGUAAGGAGCUGCCUGUACGAUUGGCCAACACCAUGAGAGAGGUCAACCUGCUGCCGGACAACCUGCUCAGCCAACCCUCAGUCAGACUGGUACAGAAAUGGUACAUGCAGAGCUUUGUGGAGCUGCUGGAUUACGAGAACAGAAAGCCAGAGGACCCUCAGGUCCUCAAUGAUUUCUUGGAGCUGUUGAUUGAGAUCCGUAAUCGUCACAAUGACGUGGUUCCGACCAUGGCUCAGGGAGUCAUUGAGUACAAGGAAAAGUUUGGUUUUGACCCUUUCAUCAGCACCAACAUCCAGUAUUUCCUCGACCGCUUCUACACCAACCGGAUCUCCUUCCGAAUGCUCAUCAACCAGCACACUCUCCUGUUUGGUAAUGACACCAACCCUGCCCUUCCAAAACACAUAGGCAGCAUUGAUCCCACCUGUAGUGUGGCAGAAGUUGUCAGUGAUGCCUAUGACACCGCUAAGAUGCUCUGCGAGAAGUACUACUUGGCUGCUCCUGAACUGAAGAUUGAGGAGUUUAACAUGAAGGCUCCCAAGAAGCCCAUCCAAGUGGUAUAUGUGCCCUCUCAUCUGUUCCACAUGCUGUUUGAGCUUUUCAAGAAUUCAAUGAGAGCCACUGUGGAGCUUCAUGAACACAGCAAAGAGGGAUUACCACCAGUGAAGGCAAAAGUGACUCUGGGUAAAGAGGAUCUGUCCAUAAAGAUCAGUGACCGAGGAGGGGGAGUUCCUCUGAGGAAGAUAGACCGUCUGUUUAAUUACAUGUACUCCACAGCCCCCACACCAAGCUUGGAGCCAGGAGCCGUCCCUCUGGCUGGUUUUGGCUAUGGGCUGCCCAUUUCUAGGCUCUAUGCCCGAUACUUCCAGGGCGAUCUGAAACUGUACUCCAUGGAGGGAGUGGGUACAGAUGCUGUUAUAUAUCUGAAGGCCCUGUCCAGUGAGUCCUUCGAACGCCUGCCCGUCUUCAACAAAUCAGCGUGGCGGCAUUACAAGACGAGCCCAGAGGCAGACGACUGGAGCAACCCCAGCAAAGAGCCACGUGAUGCCAGCAAGUCCAAAUACAAAGCCAACAGAUAACUCUGCCUGGCCUGCUAGUCUAGCCCUCCUCUGGGAAUGUAAACGGCUGCACUCUGCCUAGAGCGUGUAUGAUGAACUGUUGCCCUUGGGUAAAUGUGUAGUUUAGGAUCAGACUGGUUUUUACGCAUGUGGGUAAAGCUUUGCACAGGAUGAGUGACCUUGACUCGUCCUGUACCCAACGGCAACGACCAUCAACAGCCUAGCUUUCAGUGUUGUGGCAUUACCUCUGGUUUCCCCAAGAUGGAUUUUUAAAAUGAACCUCCUUUAAUUCAUAAAAGCCCACUGUCCAACCCUGUUGAUUCAUAACAAUGGAGUCUCAGUCGUCUCCUCUAUCAGGCCGCGGCUUCAGGCUAAAUUCACCACGUCACUGUUACCUCUCACCGACUAAGCCCCCCCACUCCCUGUGACUAGAUAAACCAGGCACUGCUGAUUGAGUGUCUUUCUCCUCAUCGCUGAAGGGUUUAGUUCUCUUUCUCUCUUUCAAACACAAGCGGAGUCUGGGGGUUGACUUUCCGAGCAAAUUGGAGGCAUUGGAGGUUUCAUUUCCUUCCUUUGGGAGACACUUAACUCAACGCACAAUUAGGCCAGUGUGUCGUUAGCAUAGUAAAGACUUGUUUUGGUUUCACUCCGUUCAGCGCUCGGGAAUAGAGAAGGCAGAAUUGCCUGGCGUGCUGACAUCUAAAUGAUCUCUCUGAUGGGGAAAAAUAAGAAGUAGUGCAGCUUAUUUUGAAAGAUUUAUUUUUUUUAAUUUAAUGUUCAACAGAAAGCCUUACUUAUUAAAAUGUGCAACAUAUUUAAAUUAAGUUCAUUUAAAGGGAGAAUGUUAAAAAUGACAGCUUUAUUUAUCUUCUACUAUACUUUCAGUGAUACUAACUAAUCACUUGAUCAUCUUUUCUGCUCACAAGCUACAACUCAACUCACUUAUUAACCGAGCUCUUCAGUGUGAAUCAGCAAAUACUAAAGGACCAAAGGUGCGUCUUUCAGAUGCGUCUGAAAUGUCACCACGCCAGCAGUGUCUGUCAUGUAGCUUCUUCCACACCAGCAUGAUGUGUUGUCUAAAACCUCAAAUGGAGGCAUGGACAUGUUGCAUAAAACAUAAAAUAUGCUUGUUGUCACACAAGCACUCUGAAACUGGGCUCACAUUAUUCUGUCCCCAGUUUACAUUUCACCUGCUGUGGUGGAAACAUUGUCCCAGCUUGAACUGUAUCCUACCAACACUGUGUGUAGUCCGCCUUGUGUCACACUUGUGUUACUAAUCUUUCCAGUUUUCUGGAUGAGUUUGAACAAAGCUUUUGUGCCCGAUGUGCUUGCACUCUGUUCUUUUUUUACAUUGUCUCUUUAACAUAAGAACUGAUAGCUGGAAAGAGUUACUAUAUAUUACAAAGGAACAAAGAUGCCAUCAAGGAACUAAUUACUCAACAUUAUGCACUGUUGUAUUUUUUAUAGGAAUACUUUUUAUUAUCUUUUGAAAGUGUGUCCACUUCAUUCUUAUUUAACUGACAGUCAACACAGAAAGUUUCGUGUUUGGACUGAGUAGAGGGAAAUGUGUGGUAAAGGAGGAGAGUGUACAGCCAAUAAAACAUUUCUGGCUACCAAGACAUAGUAUACAACCAUCAAGUUGUAUCAUGUUUAGAAACUUUUAUUGCACUUUAAAAGCACUGUGUACACACUUUCCCUCGAUAUAACAUUUGCAACAGUUGCCCUCUAUUAAUAUUUUAGACAAUUUCUGAUCAGAUAACGUCCCAAGUGGGGGCUGUGUAGCCUAUAUAGUUUAGUAGAGGUGAGGAGUAACUACUAUGAGAAAUGAGCAGGUUAGAGCCUUAUUCCAUGGUAGAUAAGAAAGAUGACGCAAUAAUCUGAAAUGACCUCUUCUUCUCAUCUCCUUUAGCUCCUGAUGUGAAAUAAAAUGAAUCUAGAUGAAGAAUUUUGAGAGAUGCUUCAGUAUGGAAAGCCUCCUGAUCCUGUAGCUCCCUCAUUUCUCAGCUGCACUGUAAGAUUUUACCACUGCCAAUUGCCUUUGAAACCUGCCAGAUCACUUCACAUGGAGUGGUUCUCAUCGCUGUCUAAACAGCACAAGAAAAAGAUACGAGUGUCAUUCAAAGGCCGCCACUGACCACCACUAAUAUGUGGUUUUCCUGAAUUCCAGUUCUAAUCACUUUUAAGAAGGACUGUAUUAUGAAAAUCUACAUCUUUGUUGAAGGUUAAGUAACUAUUUUUGUGAUUUAGAGGCAGAGGUUGUUUCACCUUGAGCUGUUGUCAACCAUUACUGUAUAAGACAGUAUAUGUUAGACCUACUGUAUUUUAGAAAAUAUUGUGUAUAUAAGUAGAAAUAAUUUGUAAGCUGUAUAUGCAGCUUGUGUGCAGUGGUCGCUGUUUCCAUUCUACUGCACCUCCAGAUA